Molecule: messenger RNA, 760 nt
Organism: Eufriesea mexicana
Lineage: Eukaryota; Metazoa; Arthropoda; Insecta; Hymenoptera; Apidae
Gene: HLH54F
Product: basic helix-loop-helix domain-containing transcription factor HLH54F
Exons: 3
Coding region: 73-594 (173 amino acids)
Biological process (GO): developmental process; regulation of transcription by RNA polymerase II
Molecular function (GO): protein dimerization activity; DNA-binding transcription factor activity, RNA polymerase II-specific; RNA polymerase II transcription regulatory region sequence-specific DNA binding
Source: RefSeq, a predicted model, not a curated record
GUCGCGACCUAUCGUGACAUUCCAAUAAUACGAGAGGAAAAAAUCAAGUUCAUCGAGAGAAGGACCAAGAAGAUGCCACGCAAGCGACGUGCCUCGACGCCGACGUUGGAUGCCGACGAAGAGGAGUUCGUUUCGGAAGAGAAGUACAGCAAGGAUGACUUGGACAGCCGUGCACCAAGGAACGCGGCGAAUGCGAGGGAACGAGCACGCAUGAGGGUGCUCAGCAAGGCGUUUUGUAGACUGAAGACUACUUUGCCCUGGGUACCAGCUGAUACGAAGCUCAGCAAGCUGGACACCCUUCGUCUUGCGGCUACAUACAUCGCUCAUCUUCGCGCGGUCCUCAGGGAUGACGGCGACGCGCACUCGGAGACCACUAGAUCGCUGUCUUUGGCACUGUCGUGGCCAUUUGCUCUGCAAGGAGGGAACGCUUCCAUGUUAAUGAACAACAGUUGCAACGUGUCAUCGUCAACGUCAUCGGGUUCUAAUCAGUUCCGUGGUCAGCAGGGAGCCCACGAGAUCCAGAAUUUCCAUCAUUCUGGACAUCAGAGCAUGUCAAUGCGUCACAAUCACGAGCCACAGCUCUCCUAUUUCUAAUACCUCUACCGAGCCAAGGCAUUGGAGCCUCUUCAUCGAAAAACGAAAGAGAAUCUUGCUGUUUGUGAAUGAAAAAGCUUCGUUCCUUACCAGAUGAUGGUACCAGAUGGAUAAUCGUGGAAAUCUAUAUUUAUUUCAGAGUGCCUUAUUAUUCCACUAUUUAUUG